AUGCCACGAUUUCCGCAUGUUUGUGGGCUCUGCCUGCUCUUUCGGUUGUGGCAAUUACUAUCUUUGGCUCCGGUUGCCUACAAUGACAGGGAAGGCGUUCGAUGUCGCCGGCUGCUGACGCUGAGUGCUUUCCUCAAAUGGCUCAUCUUGGUGGCAAUUGCCCCCUUCAUUCUGAUGCAAAGUGCAGCAUUAUACAAGGCGACAAAUGUGAAGCAUUCCUCGUUUUUCAAUUACAUUGCCUUGGGCACAAUGGCUGGAGACAUAGGAAUAUCUCUUAUUCUAUUGGCCAGUCAUUUGUGGCAGCGCCAGCAAUUGGCUCAUCUUUUAAAUCAAUUUGUUAAUCUGCAUCACACUACCAGAUUAUCCUGGCCAGCUACUCUAAUGCUUUGGACUAAGCUUCUUCUCUCCCUAUACGAGGUUUUGUGUAAUAUUCCCUUUCUGCAGGACUCGGCCAAACGUUUACCUUGGCCUCAACUCCUGGGCUAUGGCAUAGAACUCUAUGUUCAACAUGUGAGCAGUGUCUAUGCCAAUGGAAUCUUUGGUGGAUUGCUUCUACUGGUGGCCAAUUUAAACGAAUUGGAGGAAGAGGAUGGACAAUCUCUGCCAUUGAAAAGGGAACGUCAUUGGCUUAGAAUGAGCAGCAAGUUUUCCAGCACUUUCCAAUUGGGAAUAUUCCUUCUGGUCAUUGGCAACUUUAUCAACAUUUUGGCCAACAUGUAUGCCUACAUGUCAUACUUUGUGUCCCAGCAUGGCGUUCCUCUGACCAUAUCGAAUUAUUGCAUCAUUGUUGCCAUUCAGCUAUACGCCCUGGUGAUGGUGGCCCAUCUCUGUCAGGUGCGACACUCGAGACUAUGUCGUCGAUAUCUUCAAUUGGGUUAUACCCCCGAUAAUUUAAGUCUAGAGAAGGCUAUGGGACCAACAAUUCCUUUACUAAUGUCCCCCUUGGGCAGUGUUAAGUUUACAAUUUUGGGUCUCUUUACCCUUGACAAUGCUUUUUGGUUGUUUCUAGUAUCUUAUGCUGUGAACUUUAUUGUUAUCAUCUUGCAAUUCACCUUGGAGAAUAUGAAGCGCUAG
Drosophila willistoni is the source of this 1074-nucleotide messenger RNA. It is a transcript of the gene Gr89a, whose product is annotated as putative gustatory receptor 89a. Gene Ontology annotation, cellular component: membrane. The record is from RefSeq and is a predicted model, not a curated record. Bases 1 to 1074 code for a protein of 357 amino acids. The transcript has 2 exons. Gene Ontology annotation, biological process: sensory perception of taste. NCBI's taxonomy places the organism in Eukaryota, Metazoa, Arthropoda, Insecta, Diptera, Drosophilidae.